Messenger RNA from Trematosphaeria pertusa, 2515 nucleotides. Its product is annotated as HET-domain-containing protein. Lineage: Eukaryota; Fungi; Ascomycota; Dothideomycetes; Pleosporales; Trematosphaeriaceae. The record is from RefSeq and is a predicted model, not a curated record. The coding region runs from base 44 to 2167 and encodes 707 amino acids. The transcript is spliced from 3 exons.
UUACCCGAGCGUGAAGCACCUCAACUACUAUCACCGCAACAAGAUGGAACUUUCCUGUAGCGGCUGUAAGAAACUCGAUAGUACGGGAUGGCCCGGCUACAAGAUGGUACCAUUCAUGGAAAUCCUAGCUUCGGCCCAGGCAGCCUGCCCCCGGUGCCUCGUCAUUCACGAAGCAGUCACCAAGUUCAUGACUUUCGAGAAGCCAGAAAAGCGUGCCCUCGGGGUUGGGCUCAGGCCGUACGGAAGCCCUUCACCGCUCUUAUAUGUGAGAGUGAAGUUUGCUAGGAAGGAGGGGCUUCUGGAUACAGAAUACGUCGAUUUCAUGAAAUUCGAGCUAUAUACCGAUAAUCAGGACACUUCGAAAUGGUGGCCACAGCUUCCUAUUGCAACACACGUAUCAGUCGCGCCAUCACCAGUGGACUUCGCCAGGCAAGCCAAAGGCUGGCUUGAUCACUGCAUAUCUACGCAUUCCACACGCUGUCCUGCAACAUUACAGAGACUGCCAAAAAGAAUCAUUGCGGUGGGCGAUACCUCGGACGAUCCGUGCAUCUACGAAGCAGACCCUGAUGAAACGGGUGUUUACGCGUGCUUGAGCUACUGCUGGGGCAAAACCAGAACAUUCACUACGACACUCGCCACUUUGGAAGAUCGCAAAAAGGGAUUUAGUAUCGAGGAGCUUCCGAGCACCAUCAGGGAUGCUGUCUUGAUAGCACGCGGCAUGGGGCUCAGGUUUCUCUGGGUGGACAGCCUGUGCAUAAUCCAGGAUUCUCUGAUGGAUUGGGAAUGCGAAUCUGCGAAAAUGUGCUCGAUCUACUCGAAUUCUACAGUCACUUUCGCAGCAGUAGAUUCCCCUGGCAGUGACAGCGGUCUCUGUACGGCCGGGCCCGGUAGACGACUCUUUAAGCUGGGUAACCGCGAGCGCUCCAUCUACGCACGGAAACGUUAUCACGCAUUGCCAGGUGCAUUGAGUGACGGCGAGUGGCCGGAUUCCCAUACCUUACGGAAAAACGCGCUGCAUGACCGAGGAUGGACACUGCAGGAAGUGAUCUUAUCGCCGCGGGUGCUGUGGUUCAAAAGCACGGAACUGUGUUGGAGCUGUUCGUGUGAAACAGCUUGCGAAUGCCAUCCUGAUCCUGUACCCGAUCUCAUGGACAGCUACCCUGGAGAGGUGAACGCUCUGUCAACAUUACUCUGUAAGCUUUCAUUUCUGGAUGUGGUGCCUCUCAGCCAGUCCGGAUGGGUUGAUGCAUGGUCCGAGCUAGUGUGGGUUUUCAUGAGACGGCAAUUGACAAAGCUCUCGGAUCGGCUAUCUGCUAUCUCGGGACUCGCAGAGCAAUUCUUGCAGCGUUUGGGCGUAAGGUACUUAUGCGGAAUGUGGGAGACGAGGAGCUUGCAUAAGCAACUGCUAUGGUUGAUGGACGUCUCGGGUCUUGAGUCGCCUAAGGAGACCCCUGAAGGACUUGCCCCGGAUUACGCACCCAGUUGGUCUUGGGCGAGUGUUUCGGGGCCUGUCUUCAUCCCGAGAAUUGCGGAGGAUAACAAUCGCGAUCAAGACAACGGAGACUCGCAAGAAACACUGAACAACACAAGGACUGAAGAGAACGCCUCGGAGCCGGUGUCCAAGUACAAUUGGCAUCAUACAGUAGAGCACGGCCGACUCUGGAAUAUCGAAGCGCUCGACUUUUCCCUCAGCACGUCGAACCCUUUCGGCCCUGGUAGGGGAACUAUUACACUGGAGAGCCUGCUCGUCCCCCUUGAAUAUUGUCGUGAUCCGAGCGCCGUCAUAUACCGCCGAGAUAAGGUCAAUUCGUCGUCUAUUCCAGACGUCCCUCUCUUUCUCUUAGAAGUUGGUCCUUCCAGCGCUCACUUCAAGCGCGACUGGCGCCACGAUUGGGAAGCUGGCACCGGCUCUUACGCAAGGAGAGAUUUGUGGUUCAUAUUCGCGACCGUAGACCCUCAGCGUCAUGAGGAAUUCGAAGGCCUGGUUGUGGAGAGACUAGACGAGGGUGAUAGGUUCAGGAGGCUUGGGCUUGGACACAAUUCGUUUCUACAGGAAGGUGAGGGGCAGAAUGGUAUUUUGCCUCACUAUAGGCUCACGGGGCUUUUUUAUGGGACUUGGGAGCUCUGGGAACGACUGGGGAAGAGAGAGACGAUUAAGCUAGUUUGAGGCGCCGGAGUCGAAGGAAUACCAUGUCUCCUUACCACCAUGGCAAGACGAAGUUGAAUGCCCUGUUAACUUUCGGUUUAUUCCGUCAUGGCCUCCACGUGGGAGUUCAAUUCAAUAAUGUGGUGCAGCAGCACGAACAGCGCAUUGCGCGCAACCUCCAAGACCCAUUCAAGGCGCCGGGCUGCUUAGUAGUAUAAAACUCUUUAUCUCAUCCUUUGAUGAAUUAUAUCCAUCGGUUCGCAAUACCAGAGCGGCAGCCUUCCCGAGCAUCAUUCGCAGGUAGCUACUUCCGCUUAGAAAAGUCGUAACCAGUUAGAGUACACAAAGCAAUACGGUCCAAAAUCGCUA